Molecule: messenger RNA, 4629 nt
Organism: Drosophila ficusphila
Lineage: Eukaryota; Metazoa; Arthropoda; Insecta; Diptera; Drosophilidae
Product: heterogeneous nuclear ribonucleoprotein U-like protein 2
Molecular function (GO): protein binding
Source: RefSeq, a predicted model, not a curated record
UUCACUUCAACGCGUUCGGUGUAUAAGAUUUCGGGCCAUUUAUUUAUUCGCAACGAAUGCGAAUGUAAAAGCGAAUUUGUUGGUUAAAAAGUGCGCGCCCGGUGCUAGAAAACAUUGCAACUUAACUUUGGAGACGAUUUCAGUGAGAGUGCCGAUUUGCCAGACAGCGCGAUUUGGCAUUUAAACCCCCUUUUAUUGUUUUUUUCGCAUCGCCAGCUUUUCAGCGGUGCGUUGGUGUGAGUGCGCGAGUGUGUUUCUGCCGCCAAUCCAAAGUUGAAGCGGAAAAAUGGAUGUGGCGAAGCUGGAGAAGAUGAAGGUGGUAGACCUGCGCAACGAGCUCCAAUCCCGGGGCUUGGACACCAAGGGAGUCAAAGCCGUGCUCAUCGAGCGCCUGCGGGCACAUGUGGAAGGAGGAGCCGGCGACGGAGAUAAUGCGCCGGUCACACCAAGCCGCCGUCAGCGUCGCACGCGAUCUAUGUCCCGCUCCCCAUCCCCCGUGCAAGUUGCCCCCGUGGCCGCCGAGCCCGUGCUCGACACUCUAGAGGAAGAGGAGCAGCCGGAGGAGAAGCCACCAGCACCCGCCGAACCAGUAGAGGAACAAGAGCCAGAGCCAGAACCUCAGCUGGAACCAGAGCCCAGUGUGCCAGAGGAAGCAGAACCAGAGGCCGAGGAAGAGGACACAACCACAAAUCAAGCGGCAAGUGAGGAGACGCAGGCCGAUGACUCCGAUGGAAAAACAGAACCAGAUGACAAGGAGGAAACCGUCGAGGAGGAAACUCCAGUUGCAGCAGCACAAGACCAAGUCGAUGAGCCCAUGGAGGAGGACAAUGUCGCAGAGCAUAAGGAGCAGACUUCGGCGGACGAGCCAAGCGACGAGCAAAAAACUGAAAAUUCCGUGGCUGAGCAUCAAUCAAAUGGUGACAGCCAGAAAAUGGACGUCGACGAGGAGGAGUCGGCUGCCCCGAAAGCGGAGGGAGCUGACGAGUCCGCUUCAAAGACGGAGGAUCAACCUCAGGAGCGCCGCAAGCGCUCGCACAGUCGUUCGCGAUCCCGCUCGCGCAGCGGCUCCCGCUCUCCCAAGCACCGCAGCAGCACCGGCGACAAGCGCGACUCAAAGGCAGCCGCCGAGGAGCGCACCGUUCCGGAGGACGAGCCCACCAUCGAGGAUAACAAAGUGGGACUGAGCUGGUUGGAUUCUGACCUGCAUUUGCGCAUCGAUCCGACCACGUUUACCUCGGCUAAGCCUCUCACCUCGGAGAUUUACUCCCUAAUUUGGUCGGGAGCUCGCUCAAACUUCGGAGUACGCGAAGGAAAAGUAUGCUUUGAAGUCCGUCUUUCUGAGGAGUCGGUGCCGGAGAGCUCCCACCACUUCCGGGAUGAGCCGAAUGUGCGAGGCUUCCGCGUGGGCUUCUCCACUCCCAAGAGCUCUUUGCUGCUGGGCGAGGCGGAACAUUCGUUUGCCUACUGCGAAACCGGGCGUAAAGCCAAUCAAAGCGAGUUUUCAGACUACGGCAAGCCCUACAAGCUAGAUGACGUGAUUGGGUGCUAUUUGAACCUGGAGAGCGAGCCAUGCACCAUUAAUUACACUCUAAACGGCGAGGAUCUUGGUGUGGCAUUCGAGUUUGAAAAGAGCAUACUGGGCGAGGAGGGAGCCCUGUUCCCGCACAUUGUCACCAAGGGCUACGAGUACUCUGUGAAUUUUGCAGACAACGAGCAGCUGUUGGUGAAUGCCGAAAGGCCAACGCGCAAGCGCCGCAAGCCGCGCAAAGAUGAGGAUAAGGACAAGGACGAUGAUAAGGAUGACAACGACGGCGAGAAGUGGAAAGUCUUGGACGAAGCCACCGCCGAUGACGAUGAAGUGGAAAAGAAGGAGGAAGACGGCAAGGAGUCCUCUGAAAAGGAUGAAGAGGAUGGAGAAAAAACUGAGAAAGCCAAAGAGGCUGAGUCGGAACCCAAAGCGGAGGCGGAAGUCGAAACCGAAGCGGAGGCUUCUUCCGAAGCUCCUAAGCCAGAAGCAGAAGCUACCGAGUCUUCGGUAACUGCUGAAACAUCUACCGAAGCCUCGGAUGAGGCGGCCACUGUGGCCAAUGGUAAUGCGGCUGAGAACGCCAACGAUGUAAAGCAACCCGAGGAAAAGAAGCCCUCGGCUGACAAUGAAGAGGAGGACGAGGACGGCCCUUCGCCCAACAAGCGGGUCAAGACCGAUGGAGAUUCUGAGAAAACCGAAUCUGAAAAAGAAAAGGAGAAAACCCAAACAGUUGAGGAUGAGUAUGAGGACGUUGUGCCCGAGCCGAGAGAUACGGCUGCUCUUUUGGAGGGCUAUGUAUUGAUCGGUUUAGUGCCUGUGGAGCAGCUGGUUCCCGGGCCGCAACGCGCCGGUUCUCGCAAGGAAUGCGAAGUCAUUUUGCUGGUCGGCUUGCCCGGAGCCGGAAAGACCCACUGGGCUCAAAAACAUGUUGCUGAGAACCCCGAGAAGCAUUAUGACCUGAUUGGACCCGAUUCAUUCAUUUCUAAGAUGACGAUCGACGGCGCAUCCCGCAAGACUGUGCACAAAGGCCGGUGGGACAAAGUGUACGAGAUAUGCUUGAACAGCCUGGCAGCCCUGGAAGAUAUUGCCAUGAAGCGGCGACGCAAUUUCAUACUUGAUCAGACCAAUGUUUAUGCCUCGGCCCAGCGACGUAAAAUGAAGGGUUUUAACGACUUCAAGCGCAUUGCGGUUGUUUGCAUACCCAGCGAAGAUGAAUUGAAACGUCGGAUCGCCGAAAAAGAGGAAAAGGGAAAUGCUUUUACAGUUAAAGAAUCAACAAUUAAUAACUUACGAGCCAACUUCACACUUCCCUCGCUGGAGUUUGGCUGGUUCGAUGACAUAAACUACACGGAGCUGACCGGCGACGAAGCCAAGAGCGAGGUCAAGAAGUACAACGAGAAGGGAAAGAAGGCCAUCGAUGCGGAAAGGUCCCGCGAUAAGAGAUCCCGUGGGGGACGCGACAACUAUCGUCGUGACGACCGGAACAGGAAUCGGUACAACGACGAUCGUCGACGCGAUUACGGUGGCCAGCGGCAUGAGAGCCGGUGGAGCGAUUCGAGGCGAGGAGGCGGCGGCGGUGGCGGCUACUCCAGCAACAGUGGCGGCGGCGGCGGAGGUGGUAGCCGUGGAUACGACAAUCGGCGCAGCUACAACAGCGGAAGCGGCGGUGGCCAGCAGAAUUGGGUGCCGAACAGUCGCAGGAGCGGCUACGACGACCGCGGCUAUGGUGGCGGCGGUAGCGGUAGCCGUGGCUACGACAAUCGAAACCGCGGAUACGGAGGCGGCAGUGGAGGUGGUGGUGGCGGCGGCGGCGGUGGUGGUGGAGGCCAACAAAACUGGAUGCAAAGCAACCGCCGGAGCGGGUACGAUGAACGCGGCUAUGGAAGCUCACGAGACUAUCGCGACAGAGACCGCGGCAACGACCGCAGUCGAAUGGGCAGCAACGACCGCAACAGGGGUAGCAGCCAGGGCAGCUAUCUCGGGGGCGGUACCCAUCAACAACGGGAUUUUCGGCCUGGCCACCGCGACACCAAAGAAGAUAGUCGCGGUGGCUAUGAGCGGUCGGCUGGUCAAUCGGCGCCCAAGUACGGCAAUAACACGGCUGCCGGCGGUGGCUACGAUCAGUACAAGCAGCAGGCGGGUGGAGCACCCGGAGGAGGCAAGGCCUCUCUGAGCGGCAAGUGGAGUACCUACAGUCAGCACCAUCAGCAGCAACAGGCGCCGCAGCAUCAGCAAACGGGCGUCUGGCAGACUCAGCAGCAGUCACAACAGUACCAGCAGCCACAGCAAGCGGCAGCGGGCCAGCAACAAUAUUGGGCCUACAACCAAAUGCAGGGUUAUGGCAACCAACAGGCUUGGCAGAGCGCCGAUCCCCAGCAGCAACAGCAGUGGAUGUCCUGGUGGCAGCAGCAGCAGCAAGGUUCUGGCGGAGCAGCGGCCGGUAAUGCCAGCGGCGGAGCGGGCGUGAAUGUGGGAGGCGCCGCUGGCAAUAAUGAUGGCGGUGCCACCAAUCAUUAUUGGUCUCAAUAUUCGUACUCCACACAGUCCAAUGCGGGCGCCGACAAGAAGUAGAAUGCACCCACUCUGCAGUCACGUUCCACCAGCCCAGACCCCUCUACGUUGUCCCGCGGAAGGAGGAAACCACAAAUCUGAACUAAACUUUAUAAACAUAGUUUUAAACGAUUAACAGAAACAGUAAACAGAAAAUUAACUUAGUUUAGCCAGUUUUAGGCGUAUUUUGCCGUUUGGGCUAGUCCAAACCACAACCAAACCACUAAGAGGGCUAUACCCCAAUCAAAUUCUUACCUAACCCACAGAAAAAUUGUGUACCAUGAAGACGAGCUAAUUCAUUAUAAAUUGAACCUGCAUAUUAACGUUUCGCUUUUCAUUUUCUAUGAAGCAUUUUCUGUUUUGACGGCGAUACAGAAAUCGCAAGAAACUCGGUCUUUAAUCUGACACUACGUAUCUAUCUAGGCAGUACAACUUGUUUUAACGUUUUAUUAUCAUUAUUGUUUUAUUUUUUACAAUCAACGCAAACAAUUGAAAGGAAUGCAUUAGAGAGGAAACAUUAACAAAUAAAUCUAUACAUUGAAAAAAUUUAA